Molecule: messenger RNA, 3741 nt
Organism: Gadus morhua (Atlantic cod)
Lineage: Eukaryota; Metazoa; Chordata; Actinopteri; Gadiformes; Gadidae
Gene: rbfox3a
Product: RNA binding fox-1 homolog 3a
Exons: 16
Coding region: 663-1850 (395 amino acids)
Biological process (GO): regulation of alternative mRNA splicing, via spliceosome; nervous system development
Cellular component (GO): cytoplasm; nucleus
Molecular function (GO): mRNA binding
Source: RefSeq, a predicted model, not a curated record
UCUAUCUCGCACUUCCCUGGUCUCUCUCUCCCUCUCCCUCUCUUCCACUCUCUCCCCUUCUCUCUCUCUCUCCCGCUCUUUCUUCUCUGCCUCUCGUUCACAGUGCCACAUACAGCCAGAGCAGCGGAACAGUGCGGUGUGUGCGCGUAUCAAGAUAGAGCCAGUGUGUGUGUGUGCGUCCGAAGGCAGCAAAUCGCGGCAACGCAAAAGAAAAAGGAGAAAAGGAGGACAGCAGCGAAAAGGAUAGGGAAACACAGAGAGACACUGCCUGCAGAAAGAGAGAGAGAGAGCGUGCGAGAACACAAGAGAGAGACAGAUAGAUAGUGUGAAAGAAAGAAUAGAGUGUGCAAGAAUUCCACAGACUCUGGGACUUCAGGACUGAGAAACACGGCUUACUUGUAACUAUAGAGGCCUGCUGAGGGUCUAAAGGGGACGUCUCUCUUGAACCCCGCUAACAAGCAAGCCUCAGAAGAUUCCAGGAGGAAGAGAAACCCAAGUCCACAUCCAGGAAGAGCACAGCAUUUCCGUGCCAACGUGAGCUGUCAGCUUCCAACAGGUGCACAGAGGACAGCCGAGGAGAUCAGCCCCAGCCCACCUCUGAGACCCCAUCACACCUGACUUCCAGCACUGAAGGACCCGUCACUCCGCACGGUCAGCUGUACAUGGAGACCCCCAGCUGGGCAGAAACCAAGCCAGGAAGUGGUCUGUGUAAACCAGGAACCAUUGCUCUGUUUGGAAACGUGGUCUAUAGCGGGCUGCUCAACGAGCACUUUUGGCACUUUGGGGUUCCUCUCGUCACCAGACUGGGUAACCAAGAGGCCCCAGCUCCCCCAGAAGCCAUGGCCCAGCCCUACCCCCCCGCCCAGUACCCCCCGCCGCCGCCACAGAACGGGAUCCCGGCCGAGUACGCGGCGCCGCACCCCCACCCCGCCAACGACUACACGGGACAGAGCAGCGUGGCGGAGCACGCCCUGACGCUGUACACGCCCACGCACACGCACACGCACGCGCACACACAGGGCGAGCAGCCGGGCAACGAGAGCAGCACCCCUACCCUCACGGCCACCACGGUAACGCAGGCAGAUGAGGUGGGCCAGACGGAGGUGUCUCAGCAGCUCCACCUGCAGUCCAGCGAGGCCUCCGAGAAGCAGCAGCCCAAGAGGUUACACGUCUCCAACAUCCCCUUCCGCUUCCGGGACCCCGACCUCCGGCAAAUGUUCGGGCAAUUUGGGAAGAUUUUAGACGUGGAGAUAAUUUUUAACGAGCGAGGCUCCAAGGGCUUUGGUUUUGUAACAUUUGAGACGAGUGCGGACGCGGACCGCGCGCGGGAGAAACUAAAUGGUACAAUCGUAGAGGGACGCAAGAUCGAGGUCAACAACGCCACAGCCAGAGUAAUGACCAACAAGAAGGUGGCUAACCCUUACACAAACGGCUGGAAGCUGAAUCCAGUCGUCGGAGCUGUCUAUGGUCCUGAGUUUUAUGCAGUGACGGGGUUUCCCUACCCCAGCACAGGGGCGGCGGUUGCCUACAGAGGAGCCCACCUGAGGGGGAGGGGCCGAGCCGUCUACAACACGUUCCGUGCCGCGCCCCCUCCCCCGCCCAUCCCCGCUUAUGGAGCCAGCGUGGUUUAUCAGGAUGGCUUCUACGGCGCUGAGAUCUAUGGGGGGUACGCGGCCUACAGAUACGCCCAGCCGGCAGCCACAGCUGCUGCAGCCUACAGCGACAGUUACGGCAGAGUCUAUGCAACAGCUGACCCAUACCACCACGCCAUCGGCCCCGCCGCCACGUACAGCGUGGGCACCAUGGCUAGCCUAUACAGAGGAGGUUGCAGUCGCUUCACUCCCUACUAGAUCGAGGGAGUCACCCCCCCCCCCUUAAACCCCUUCCUAUCCCAGCAAAACAAACAAAACAAAAAAUCUCUAACUAUCAAAAAAGAACAACAACACCUCUUUGCUCCUCAUGGAAACAGUAAAACAAAAUAUGUCCGGGUUUCAAAUGUAACCACUCAAGAUGCAGCCUCUCAAGUUACCGUCUUGUUUUGCAAAGAGUUUCCUUUGGUUUUAUGCAUUGCCAUCCGGGUUGGAUUGUGUGUUGUGUUGGGAGCCCUUUCAGAAGCCCUUUGUUAGAUGACUUGAAUGUACUUGUGGUGUGUGGAUGUCCAAAUCACUAAAUGCUCUUGGAGUCAAUGGAGGGAUAGGUUUAAAGCUGUGUUUUUUUUAAAUGUAACUAUUAAGCGUCAUUUUCUCUUUCUCCCAUUUAUUAGCUCUUUUACUCGCCUCCUUCAUGGUGGCCGGCUGCGCUAGUUUUAACUCUGUCUCAUUUCCUCUGACUUUAUUGUUUCAAUUACUCAUUUCCCUACAUGCAUUAAGGCCAGUAAUGUUCAGCAAUGGCCGCUUUAGCAGCAGAUUUCAAAAUUGAAUUUUAUUAAGUAAAUGCUAGGGCCACUUCGGCCCCCUUAAGAGAAUUGGCUCAAUUUCUAAGUGAGCUGAUGAGGAGAGCAAAGUUUGGGGCCUGGCUUAAUGGGACCGGGUGCAGCUCAGCCAAAGACGGUGAAACAGAGGCAAAAUGGCCACCAGAAGUUGAUGCAUUGUGGCAUGCUAAGUUGAGGGGGAAGAAAGUGAUGCAUUGCUGAAUCGGGGGGGCAGAAGGAGGAAGUGAUGUAUUGCAGCACGCUGGUGCGAGAGCUAUGGCACUCGUUGGCGAAUGGGCAGCCGUGUGUUAGAGAGCCCAUUGAUCGCUGGCACAGCGCCAGAGGCAGGAGGUAUCCCAUCACCACCCAACUGCUUUAAGAGAGAGGAGAGAAAGACGAAGGAAGGAAAAAAAAACAAAAAAACAAAACAUUACUUUCACAGAAAAGGCGCUUAGAGUUUCAUGCUCCUAUACAUCCGACACACAAUUAGCAAUAAAAUCCCUCACAGGCUACAUGGCUUCAUGUAAAAAAAAUAAGCUCUUCUCUUUAACUUUUUUAUAUAGAUGGUUAUUAUGAUGCACAUGGUUUAUUUUACCUAGGCCCGACAGCAAAAUGUACCCUGUUGAUGCAACACGGCACACUUUGCAUAGUGAAAAUAACAGGUGCAUCAUGGGAUACACAGGUGUUGCCGUGAAGAGAACAGGAGUUAAAAACAUCCCUGAAAUGGAGAUGGCAAAACAUAAAAGCCUUAGUCAUUCAGUCCUUCAUACUAGCUCGAUGUUCAACAGCCUGCACCAGCAUAAGGUGCCAGAUAGGCACUUUCAUGCGUUUCGACAUUACUUCAGACCGCACUGUAAACAUGAACGUAAAGGGACUGGAUGUCACAGUUUCUGGCACGCUGUAACUAAACUCAUCAGUCAUCUACAGGGAGUAUCGCACACAUAAAUACUCACACGGCUUACAUACUAAUCCCUACACGCCACAAACAUGCAUGCUGCACAAAGCCUAAGCGCAACACAGUAAAAACAUGAAACACUAUCGUUACACGCUUAACAUACUUUAACACGCGCGAUGCACUUGUAGGCGUGUGCACGCUCACACGUGGGCAUGCUGUGUGCUUUAAAGGAACGAAAGAAAGGCCAGUAUGCUCCAUGCACAUGCUAAUCUCUCUCACACACAAACGCACAGUCCCACACAGACACACGUGCACGCGGCACGCUCGCUCUGUCGUCCCAGUAAAUGACAUCUGGGCCUGCUGUGGCUGAUAGGAUCAUAAAAAAGAGUGGAGUCAGAAGCAGCGGUGAAGGGAGGAGAGAGAGAGGGGGAGGACA